ACGUCAUUUGACUGAAACAGAAAGAGUUCUCAGAGUCAUCUGGACAAUGUUACGCGCAGAAAGUCUCUGAUCCAGAAGGGUUAGAGGAGUUUGCUUUUGUUUAUUUAUAAAUUCUGCAUCAGUGGAGUCAUAUGGACAUGGCUGCAUAUAAAAUCUAAGUAGGCCUAUGCACUGCAACAGUCCAGCGAAGUGUGUAUUGAAUCGGACGUGAAUUUUACCCUCUAGUGCACCCUGAUCCAAAGCAAGCCAUUACAGUGGAUGACACAGCCAAGAGCAGCAUCCACGAGCGCUUUUCAGCUGCGAGGAACAGGAGAACAUUUAACUCCAUCACGAGGAAGAGACUGAGGAUGUAAGAGAAAGAAAAGACGGAAAAAUAAAAGGAGGACCGCAGAUGUCGUGUGUGUGUAGGUGUGACGCUGUCUGGCGCGCACUAAUGACAAUUUAUUUGCGUUUCCUGUCACUGUUUUUGGACUAUUGAACGCCAGGACCCACGGGAGAAAGACUCGUCAGCGUGCAUUCGUCGGGAUAUGUGAAGAUAACCUAAUUCAAACCAGAUUAAUAUCAUGUAUUGCACAAAAUAGCAUAUGUUGUUAGUUAUAGGCGCGCGCCUUGGCGAUGUUUUGAUCAAAAACUAUUCUGAUAAAAUAAAUAUUCAAAUAAAACAAAAGACAGAUUAGACCUGGAGGGCUUAAAAUACACAAAUCUACAUCAACAAGGCAUGGCUCUGAGACCCACUCUUAUCUUCAUCCUCUCUCUGAUUGGCUGCUGUGCUCUCGAGGACACACCUCAGGUUAAAGCUCCUCCCUCUCCUCGAGGGUGUGGGGCCGCUGUGGACCCGCCCUACCAUGUUCUGUGUGACCUGGAGUCGGUAUGGGGCGUGGUGCUAGAAGCCAUAGCGUGCGGUGGUACAGUAUCAUCUUUGAUUCUAGUCGUGACUCUCUUAGCGAAGCUCAAAACGGUGACUGAACCCGAUAAGCGAUGUGGCGUUGGUCCUCUCCUCCUCCUAUUGGCCGGAACGGUGGGUCUUUUCAGCCUAUCACUGGUCUUCCUGGUCGGGCGUGGCGAGGUGAUGUGCGGGGUGCGUCGUGGGCUGUGGGGGACGUUGUUUGCGCUGUGUUUCUCGUGUUUGCUGGUGCAGGGGCUACGACUGAAGAAGCUGGCAGCAGGGAGGCGGAGCCCGGCAGGGAGCUCUCUCGCCGGAUUGGCUUUCGGACUGACGGUGGUCCAAGGGAUCAUCGCUGGGGAGUGGCUGCUGCUGACGGUGGUCCGCCAGGGACACGAGGCCUGUGAUUACCUGCCUUUAGACUUUGUGCUGGUGUGUUGCUACGCUGCAGUGCUGUUGUUGGCGGCCACCGUCUUGUCCUUGGGAGUCGUCCUGUGUGGAGGCGGCAACAGGGAGGAGUCCAACAGGAAAACAAUGAAAUGGAGGUGUAACGGCGUUUGGCUUUUCCUGUCGUGUCUCACGUCUCUUCUCGUCUGGGUCGCCUGGCUCACGCUCUAUCUCUACGGCAACGCGGCCAUCGCAACUGUACCGAAGGGCUGGGACGAGCCAGCUUUGGCGGUCGCCUUGGUGACAGAGGGAUGGGUCCUGCUGUUAUUCCACGCCAUCCCAGAAACUCAACUGUGUUUGCGUCCGGCGGAUCAGAGGAACGCAGACGGGGGGCAGAACUACUACGACACCCCUCAGCCUCCCAGCGUGCAGGGUUACCACGACGACGAGCGGACGACCAAUCCCAGAGCUUCUUAUGCAGAGAGUCAGGCGUACUCUGUGGAGGAGCAUAGCACAGUUCUGCAGGCUGGCGGGUAUCACAACGGACUGAUCCGACCCGCUGUGCCGUUCCGUAGUCAUGUUUAUCAGCCCACUGAGAUGGCAUUGCUCAUGAAUGCAGGAACGAUCCCAAGUGCCCCUCCAAACUUCACCGGAAGGCAUCUGUGGUGAAAGUGGUUACCAUGGCAAUAAUGUCCUCUUCCUCCCUGUGAGGAUGCACUUUGAGUGACUUGGUCAACAGGCACUUUAAAAAAGGUGAAGUGUGUCAUUUCUGUGCCUCCAAUCAGUUUGUUUGAGAGACAGCAUCAGCAACAUUGGCUUAACCGAUAGCAUGAGUCUGGGGGCGGGAAUAUCAGUCUUAGCCUCAGAUGACAUGCAGAUCGCCCAGUCUGGUCACCCUGAUGUAUUUUGCACAUGUAAAACAACAACCCAAAACAAAAUCGGCUGGUUCUGACUUGACUUUGCUUGUCAAUCAAACAAUCACUUUUGGGUGAGAAUAAACUCACCUGUAAACUUUCAAUUUUUUUGAUGCUACAAGUGUCACAGAAAUUAUACUUCACCUUUACGGUUCCAUGUUAAAUAAUGUGGAAAUCCUUUUAUCAUGAACCCUUAUGGAAAUUAACCCUGGUUUUAUUGAAGCAAAAAUGUUACAGUCUUUUGCGGGAGUAUUGAUUACCAAUUGUAUAAAUAUGAUUUCACAACAACUACUAUGUUUAAUUUUUGUAAGGGAAAGUUAAAGCUGACUUAAAUUUUAUACACAUUUUGAACAUGGGGGUAGGCAAAUUUUGCACUAGAUGUUUUUAAGUGGAUCUCUCUUAAGAACAUUGGACACUAUAAAAGAAGACUCCAUUUAAACUUUAUCCAUUUUUAAGAUAAAUGCAGAGAAGAAGAAUUACUUAUUUGGAGACAGAGAGAAGACAUGAAUGUAAGAGUGAAACAGAAUGACAUAAGAAUUGAAAAAAUUUCCUGUGAUAACAUUUUAGUCAUUUCUAGCCUUCAAAUAUACAAUCAAAACCUGUUUAAAUGGCUAAAUUAAUGUAUUUAUUUGUACAAAUUGUUCACUUUUAAUUUUGGUUUUCAAACUUUUAAAAGAGUCAUAUGGCGUGAAUACGUAAUUGGUGUGUCAUAAAUUGCCCAUGCAUGUAUUAGACAAGUAAAAUGGCAAAAAAAAUAGUUUUGGAGCAAAAGAUGCAUUCUAUCUAAAAGUGAAUGCUCACACAGACCUGCCUGAAACGCCUGGUGUAACCACACCCCACAAAUCUCUGUCAGUUCGUGGUAUGAAUUGACUACAACAGCCCAAAUGUACACGCAAGCUGUCAGUUCAAUUGCUUUGGAAUCUGAUGUUCGUUACAUUUCCGUCACAUGCUUGCAGUUUUCGACCAAUCACUAUGCACUGGUUAACUGGCCAAUCAUAGCACAGCUCGCUUUUCAGAGCGAUGAGCUUUGUAAAAAAUCUGCGCGCUUCAGAGAGGCUGGGCAAUGAGGAGAUAAAAACAUGCACGGUAUGUAGAAAAUACUGCAUUUUUAACCUUAAAUCGUGUAUAUACAUUGCAAUACAUCUAAAACUAACGAUAAUAUUCAUUUUAGCCGUGUCAUAUGACCCUUUUAAAUAACAUCCCUGCUGAAAAAAUACAAAUUGCACUUGUUUUCAUAAACCAUAAUCUGUUUACCAUUAUAAUGUCAAUAAUGUUGUGAGUUUUGAGUCGUGUUUCUGUAGGAUAACAUCCCAAUAAAGCACAUUGCCAGUACAGCUACACAAACACCAUUGUUUCCAUUUAAACCACUACAAUAACCAUUAUAAAAAUAAAUAUCAUAAAUAUUUCUGUGAUAGCAACAUUUUUUCAGCAGAGAUGCACAUUUUACAAACUUUGCACGCUUAUAGUCAAUCUUCAUGCAAACUGUACAUCUGUCGUUGUAUUUCAGAACAGUCAGCACAUCUAUGACGUGUUUGAACUCGUAAGGCAAUACUGUGUUUAUCAUGUCGUUUUUUCUAGCACACAAAUCAUAAUAUGUCGAUAAAUGCUGGUGGUUAGACGAUAUGUAUUCGACUUUACGCAGCGCUGCGCAGACCGAUUUGCGUAUUGCGUUCAAAUACCGCGAGAGCUCCUACGCAACGUCAUACCCCGGUCGUUCUGCGCAUCGCCCGUGAAUACAAUUAAUGAAAAGGCAUAGAUAUAAGCACUUUAAACAGGUGUGAUGGAAAAGUUUUAAAUUUCUCUUUCUAUUGUAAUGUUGACGUGAUUUGCACAGAUUCUCCUUUUAUUUGAUGUCUA
This is a messenger RNA of Triplophysa dalaica, 4041 nucleotides long. RefSeq names its product G protein-coupled receptor, class C, group 5, member Bb (gene gprc5bb). Gene Ontology annotation, biological process: G protein-coupled receptor signaling pathway. The coding region runs from base 719 to 1939 and encodes 406 amino acids. The record is from RefSeq and is a predicted model, not a curated record. Gene Ontology annotation, cellular component: signaling receptor complex; extracellular exosome; plasma membrane. Gene Ontology annotation, molecular function: protein kinase activator activity; protein kinase binding; G protein-coupled receptor activity. NCBI's taxonomy places the organism in Eukaryota, Metazoa, Chordata, Actinopteri, Cypriniformes, Nemacheilidae. The transcript has 4 exons.